AUGCCGGUUUCAGUGCCAGCUGCAGACAGAUGGCAGAGAUCCUCAGCAGCAUUUUCUCUCAGUUUUCUUGCUUUAGUCUUCUCUGUUACAGCAUUCAGCAGCAGCUACUGGUGUGAAGGCACAAGAAAAGUUGCCAAACCUUUCUGUACAGGACAGAGCAAAGGGGAUAACUGCAUCCGCUUCAAUAGCCCUGAUGGCAACAACAGCAAUGCUGUGCAGUACGUUUGGGAGACGGGAGAUGACAAGUUUGUUGACCGAAAGUUUCAUGCUGGGAUUUGGUAUUCCUGUGAAGAAAGUAUAAGUGAAGAAGGUGAGAAAUGUAGAAGCUUCAUUGGUCUGACUCCAGCUUCUGAUCGAGGGGUUUUAUGGCUGUCUAUUGUAGCAGAGCUUCUGUACAUCAUUUUGCUUCUGAUUGGAGCCAUUCUUAUGUCAGUAGAAAUGUGCUACUACAGUACUGUCAUUGACGGGCUAAAGAUCAACGCCUUUUCUGCAGUAGUCACUGUAUUAGCAG
Messenger RNA from Apaloderma vittatum (bar-tailed trogon), 511 nucleotides. RefSeq names its product germ cell-specific gene 1-like protein. The annotation marks the transcript as partial. The transcript is spliced from 3 exons. The record is from RefSeq and is a predicted model, not a curated record. Gene Ontology annotation, cellular component: plasma membrane. Lineage: Eukaryota; Metazoa; Chordata; Aves; Trogoniformes; Trogonidae.